Messenger RNA from Dermacentor andersoni, 6190 nucleotides. Its product is annotated as zinc finger protein 277. The record is from RefSeq and is a predicted model, not a curated record. NCBI's taxonomy places the organism in Eukaryota, Metazoa, Arthropoda, Arachnida, Ixodida, Ixodidae.
AGUAUAUUCUAGGCACUAUACAUGCGUGUAGCACCUACACAUAUCCGUUGAACUAACGUAGGUGUUCUGUGCUAACGUGCCUUUAAAAGCUCAAUGCUCCUUAACUUUAAAGGACCUUUGGCAUGCUCGUGGGACAGGGGUAUUAAUAGGUUCAGUUGUUUAACCCUCCGUAGGCGCUCGUGCUCGCCUUCUAAUGGCUGCUUCAGCUACUUCGAUCGAACCGCUGUUUCUGCCAUCUAGAAAUCGAAGUAAAAAAGACGAAGAGACCAAUGAAGUGGCCUGCAUUUUCUGUGACAUUGCGUUUCAUGUCAACAAGACGAGUAACUUCCAAAACUUGUUGACACACCUGCUAAAUGCGCACAAGUUUGUCAUCACCAAUUUCAGUGGCGUUGCUGAUCCUCAAGGAUAUUUUGCGUAUUGGAAAGAGCGGUUUCGAGAGAUUGCCGAUAUCAGAGAAGUAUGCGUGGCAAUGAAGAGUAACAGUGGCCAGAAUGAUGUCGGAACGAGUGAAUUCUACUUUUUGCUUUCUGAUAAGCUACCUGAAGACGACGAUAUUCGCAGGAAACUUCGCAAGUCAAAGCUGGAUGAUGUGCUUGCAAGUCAAGAACUUGAAAGGUCUGACACGUCCUUCAGAAGAACGUGCUUGUUUUGCAAGCAGAUUUUUACUGAAAACAGGGCCGCGCUUCUCAAUCACAUGGCUCGUGACCACAACUUCAGUGUCGGAAGACCUGAUAAUUUAGUUUAUGUUGAAGACUUCCUUGACGUCUUGGAAGACAAACUGAACAAACUGCAGUGUUUGUACUGUGAGAAGACGUUCAAAAACUGGCAGACAUUGAAAGAGCACAUGCGGAAAAAACAGCACAAGAAGAUAAAUCCUCACAAUAAAGUUUAUGACAAAUACUAUGUCGUCAAUUACACCGAACACAGAGGCCCGAAAUUAACUGAGCAAGAUGAAGACGUGGAGCCAGUGAAUGACAAACCUGACGAAUUUGAGGACUGGGAGGAUGAAAGUGAAGAAACGAGCCUCGUAUGCCUGAUGUGCAGUGAAGCCUAUGCCAGCAUUCCUGCCAUCACAAGGCACAUGAAGGACAUUCACAAAUUUGAUUUCACUAAGAUAAGAGAGAGCCUUGGCUUUUACCAGCAAGUAAAGGUUAUAAACUAUUUACGGAAGCAGGUUUAUUUGAACGCAUGUUUCGUGUGCUCAGAAAAGUUCAGCUGUCAUUAUCAACUGUUGUCUCACUUAUCCAGCAAUGUGCAUGACAACAAUGUCAUCGACAAGUCAUGCUGGGAUCAACCACACUCAGGCAUGCGCAGUGACCAUGGAGCCCUCGGGGGCGUCCGUGACAAAACGCGCGGACACCAACGAAUCACGAGAGGACAACCGAACGAAUGGAAAAGCGAGCUGUUUGGCGAUCGCAGCUCUGACAGUUCUAUUUUCCAACCUAUGAAAAUGACCAACUGCUCUGCACUUUGGAAGAUGAAAACCUGCUGGAAGACUCUGCAGAUGAAGUGAUUGUGCCAGAGGACUGUGCGCCACCUGAUAGUUGUGUACUUGAGGCACUCGAGAGCAAAGAGUGAAGCUCUGUACGCAUCUUUCUUUGUGAACAGCACCUGGUUGGCACCGUUGCGUUUCUUGGCAGACAUUGCUGUGCACACAGACACAUGCACACAAACAUGUGUGCCGACAGAAAAGAACCGAACCUAUGUUGGGUUUGCAGAGAGUACAUCAGAGCACAUGGGAAAAAGCUUAAAAACUGUUGAAUCAGACAUCUUGAAAAACAUAGUAUCAUUUUCUCAUUCGAACUUUUGAACUAAAUUUCGGCCAAGUGAAUUAAUGGUUUUAUGAGUACUACUACAAAUGUAAUCUUGUGCGCACCUGAAUGAGAAAAGGAACAAGAAAUAAAGAAAAAAAUAUCAUUAGCUCUUUUUUUUUAAUUUUAUCCAAGCCUUCCACCACUAACUCUGCAUAUUUUUUUUUUUUUAUUCAGAUACCCUAAAGGCCCUUAUGGGCAUUACAUAGGGGGAGGGGUUAACAACAGGAAAUUUCAAACACAAAUAUAGAACACCGUGGUAAAGAUCACCGAAUACAACAAGAAAAUAUAAAAAGAAAAAAAGGAAAGAGAAUUGCAUACAUGAUGAAAACAACAACAACAACACUCCGUACAAAGCAUGUAGAUACACUUACAAUGCGUCAAAGGCAUAAAAUUCUGCUUUUACCCAACAUGCGUAAAACUACGCUUCAAAUUACUAACAAAUGAGUCAUGAUCACGUAUAGAAGCAAUUUCUUUUGGCAGCUUAUUCCAGUGAUGAAUAGCUAGAAAGAGCGGUGAUUGUCGGAGGAGAUUCGUACGUGCAAACAUGGGACGCACUUUGAAGGGAUGGUCGAGGCGGGGAAAAAAUUUUUGUGGGGGUUUGAUAUGGGAUGCUGUAAAGGAUGACGGGGUAUGAUACAAUCUGUGGAAGUGGAAAAGCAGUGCUAACACUCGUCGUGUUUCUAGAGACGGUAAUUGGAGGGACUCUUUGAUAGCCGUGAUGCUGGAUGUUCUAAAGUAUGUUUUAGUGAUGAAGCGUGCUGCUUUAUUUUGUAAAGAUUCCAGCUUGUUUAUUAGGUAAGUCUGAUUUGGAUUCCAUAUUAUGGAAGCGUAUUCAAUCUUUGAGCGAACUAGAGCUGUGUAAGCUAAUAAUUUAGUUGACUCAUUUGCUAAAUACAAAUUUUGCCUAAUGAAUCCAAGUGUUUUAUUUGCUUUCGAAAUUAUUUCAUCAAUGUGAUCAUUCCAUGUAAGGUUAGAAGUUAAAUGGACUCCCAAAUAUUUUAAUGUAGACACAUUCUCUAUGCAUAUGCUGUUCAUAAAAUAUGAACUUAAGUGAACGUUACUGGCUCUGCUAAAUGUCAUUGUUUUAGUUUUAGAAACAUUAAUUUCCAUUUGCCAUUGCUCGCACCAAAGUGAAAUUUUGUUUAGGUCGGCCUGUAAAAUAUUAGUGUCUUCAGAGGUGAUAAUUUGUCUGUAAAGAACGCAGUCAUCUGCAAACAAUCGAACUGUUGAGAUCAGGUUGUUACUGAUGUCAUUAAUGUAAAUUAAGAAUAGGAUUGGGCCAAGUACGGAUCCCUGAGGAACGCCAGAUUUAACUUGUGCUAAAGCGGAAAAGUGAUCAUUUACGGAAACAAAUUGGUAGCGAUUGGUUAAAGAACUUGAGAUCCAAUUAAUAAUUUUACCAUGCAUGUUAAGCCGGCUAAGUUUCAUCAUUAAGCGAGAAUGGGGAACUUUAUCGAAUGCUUUCUUGAAGUCAAUAAAUAUGGCAUCGAUUUUUAUGGAAUCGUGAACAGCUUGAUGAAGAUCAGUUAUAAGUUCAAAAAGCUGUGUUUCACAAGAGCGUCCUUUCUGAAAUCCAUGUUGAUUGUUAGAAAAGAAGUUAUGUUCAGAUAAAUAUUUCAUAACUGCGGAAGAUAUGAUAUGCUCAAGUAAUUUACAUGGAAUACUAGUCAAGGAUAUAGGUCUAUAGUUUGAGGGCACUGAUCGGUCACCUGAUUUAUAAAUGGGAGUGAUACGACCGACCUUCCAGUCGUCUGGUACAAUUCCUGUAUCUAUUGAUUGCUGGAAAAGGGCGGCUAAUACGGGAGAUAUUAUAGGUUUAGUCAUUUUAAGCAUCUUUGUGCAGAUGCCGUCUGGACCUGGCGCUGAGUUAUUCGAAAGCCGAUCGAUGGCCGAUUCUAUUCCCUCUGGUGUAAUUAUGAGAUCAUUCAUAGAUGAGUUAAUUGAAGGAAACGUAAGGUCAGGUGUAAUUGGAUUUUCGUUUGUGAAUACAGAACUGAAAAACGAGUUUAAUUCAGUCGCAGCUUCAGAUGGUGAGAGUAGCUCACCGUUAUUAACGAUUGGUAUAGUGGAUUGAGAAGAGUGUUUAGGGUUAAUUACUUUCCAAAAUUUUUCGGAUUGUUCAUUAUCAUGCUGACGAUGUCACCGUUAAAAAACUUGUCUUUAGAUGCUUCAAUUUCAGCUUUACAUUUAUUUGAUUGUUCUCGGUAUCGCUGCCAAUCACCAUCCGAGUGGGACAACAUAGCUUUAGAGUAAAGGCGUUUCUUUUUAUUUAUUGCUCUCUUUACUUGGGACGUGAACCAUGUGCUCUGUGUUGAUGACGUUAUUCUAAUUUUGGGAACGUGCUUUUGUUUCAGUUCAAUAAGCUUUCUUCGGAUAGCGAGCCAGUUAUCAUUUGUAUUGCGAUAAGCCAUGGUUUCCAAGAACCACACAGAAAAAUAUGACAGCUCUGUAAGAAUUGCGUCGAUAUUUGCACGGGAGUAAUCGUAAAUAGAUUUCGUUGCCUUUUCUGGUUUACUACUUUGUAAUUGGUAUUCACAGUGUACUACGUUGUGGUCGCUAAUACAUUCAAGGACGUGAACAAGCAUAUUUUCCGGUUCGGUUGUGAGAACUAGAUCUAGAAUAGCGUUUCCACGUGUUGGUUUGCAAACUAUUUGAUGCAGAUCAAAUGAACAAAGAACAUCGAGAAAUUCCUUGCAUUCGCUCUUCCUUGCGCAACCUAGGGGCGUACACGUCUGCCAAUUUAUUGUGGGGUAGUUGAAAUCGCCAGCAAGGAUUAUAGGUGAAGUUGGAUACUUGUCUUGGAUUAAAGUUAGGGAAUGAUUAAGACUCUCGAUGAAUUCGGAAGUAGCAUCAGGCGGACGGUAACAGACCCCGACUGCGCAAGUCACAGAGGGACAGACCUGAAGUGAAAUCCACAAAAUUUCAAUAUUUGACUGUGUGUCAACAACGCGAGCACAUAGAUUAGAUUUCACGGCAGCUACAACACCGCCUCCCCGUGCGCCCACCCUAUCAUUUCUAAAUAUAGUAAAGUUUCUAGAGAGCGACAGCUCGUUGUCCCCAAUAUCGGGUGUAAGCCAAGUUUCUGUCCCAAGAACAAUAUCUACAGAACAAGCCUCAAUAAAUGCACAUAGCUGGUCUUGUUUGUGAAACAUGCUUCGAAAGUUGCACAGCAGGAGUGACAAUGAAUCACCUUGAUUAGCAUGACUAUGUCAAUCAUUCUGGUUAGUUUCGUCCCCUCGUCCGCCAACAGUAGGUUGCUCACUCAGCCGACAUACUUCGGCUUCAUUGCGCGUUGAAAGACAGGUUACUUUGUUUUGUGAUGAAUCAAAGGUGUAACAUUUGCUUCCAAGAAGAUUGUAGGCAGCCUGUGGUGUCUGAAAUAUCCAAGCUGACUGGUCUGUAUGAAUUGUGGUCACAAAUUAUUUGGAAACUGUUUACAUGUCCUCUUGACCUAAGCCUAGGCAGUAGGCUGUAGAAGUGCUUUGCAAAAGCCUAGUUGCAGUGUGGUGCAACAUGUGGUUUCCGGAAUUUCAGGAAAAUUGGAGCCAGUUAUCUGCGGCACCAAGUCUAGAUCAACUAUGAUGUCAGAGUUGCUAGAACUGUGACUUCUCAUAUUGAAAAGCCCAUGUUUUCACUUCGGCUUUCCUCUUGAUCUUCACUUUCUCUCCAGGUCAGAUGUACCCUGUGAAACGUGAUUUUUACAAUAAUAAUUAGACCAGGAACGUUGUGUCACUUAAUCCUUUAAUUUAACAAGACAAGCUGCCACUGUAUACAGUGGCCAAAGUCUUAGUUGUGUUGACCUGUAGAGCCCUGACGUAUCCGCGUCAGGCACUAAAUAAUUUUGUUAAUUGAAAAUUUAGUUUCACCACAUUUCUUGCAUCUUCAGAAUUAUGAAAAAGUGUACAUGUUGCAGAACAUAUUAAAGUUUUCAAAAUAUAGACUCCAUACGAGAACUCGCUACUCAAACUUCAGACAUGAGAAAAUCAGCUGUUUUGUGUCCAGCAUACUUGGAAAGCACCCACCCACCAACUUGAAAAGUUUGGCAGAUUCCAUGCAUAUGUGUUAAUUGGUGACAAGUGAAGCUUCCCUUGAUGUUCACUGAAACGUCUUCACUUCAUCACUUUUAUGUAUCUCAACGCUUGCUCAAUGCAUGCACUGGUCCUAUAUUUUUCAUUCAAGUUCCCCAUGCCUCGCUGCUUCUGUUGCUGACUUCUUUGUAACCGACUUCAUCGUUUCUUUGUAGCCCAAAACACCUUGCUUAAUGCAUGCUUGGGUUUCAUUUUGUUCCAUUCACUUUUUUCUUCACAGUGCCUCUCAGUCAUGUUGUGGUUUUCUCAUGUAAAACACCAAAAUUAAAUUUUUUUUUUCAUUCUCCA